Nilaparvata lugens (brown planthopper) is the source of this 523-nucleotide messenger RNA. Its product is annotated as mitochondrial amidoxime-reducing component 1-like. The record is from RefSeq and is a predicted model, not a curated record. Lineage: Eukaryota; Metazoa; Arthropoda; Insecta; Hemiptera; Delphacidae. Gene Ontology annotation, molecular function: catalytic activity; molybdenum ion binding; pyridoxal phosphate binding. The coding region runs from base 4 to 288 and encodes 94 amino acids. The transcript is spliced from 2 exons.
UCCAUGUGGAUGUGGUCGACAUCAAAUAACAACAGAUUGUACAUUUUGCUGAUAAUCAAUGUGAUUUAUUUCCACUUUUGCAGAUGUGUUGUGAUAACAAUGAAUCCUUCUAAUGGUAUCUACAAUAAAGAGAGGGAACCAUUAAAAACCUUGGAAAGUUUCAGACAAGUUACUGAUCCAGAACAAAAGAAACUCGAAGGGAAAUCACCUGUCUUCGGGCAAUAUUUUGGAAUACACAAUUUGGGCUCAAUAUCUGUUGGAGAUACUGUGUACAUCGGCUCCAACUGAUAUAAAUAAUCACUUAUUUCCACCUCAUUCACUGAUAACAGCUCAAACCGAAGGUCAGAACUUCAAAAAAAGUUGUCAGCCGAAAGAAUAAGUACACUUUCCACUUAUCAGUACAUUUAUUGUAAUGUAUUAAAAUUGUUCAAAUGUAUCAAUUCUGUUUUUUCCUACAAAACUUUUUCUAUACACUAUGUUAGCAAUGUUGAAUUAUGUUUAAUAAUUAAUCAUUCCUCUGGAA